Messenger RNA from Melopsittacus undulatus (budgerigar), 1844 nucleotides. It is a transcript of the gene UNG, whose product is annotated as uracil DNA glycosylase. Gene Ontology annotation, cellular component: mitochondrion; nucleus. NCBI's taxonomy places the organism in Eukaryota, Metazoa, Chordata, Aves, Psittaciformes, Psittaculidae. Gene Ontology annotation, molecular function: uracil DNA N-glycosylase activity. The coding region runs from base 48 to 941 and encodes 297 amino acids. The record is from RefSeq and is a predicted model, not a curated record. Gene Ontology annotation, biological process: base-excision repair; base-excision repair, AP site formation via deaminated base removal. The transcript is spliced from 7 exons.
CCGGCCGCCGCUCCGCCACCGGCACCGGCACCAGCACCGGCGCCGCCAUGAUCGGGCAGAGGACUCUGCACUGCUUCUUCAGCGCCGCGCCGGCCAAGAGGCGCAGCCGCUCCCCGGAGCCGGGCGGCGACGCUGAGGUCAGCGCCGCGAAGAAGGCGAAGGUGGCAGGAGAUGGGUCGGGGGGAAGCUUCCUGCUGAGCCCGGAGCAGCUGGAGCGCAUCCGCAGGAACAAGGAGGCGGCGCGGCAGCGGCUGGCGGAGCGGAACGUGCCGCCGGGCUUCGGGGAGAGCUGGCGCCGGCAGCUGGCCGCGGAGUUCUCCAAGCCCUACUUCGUGCAGCUGAUGGAGUUCGUGGCAAAGGAGAGGGAGCGUUACACGGUGUAUCCGCCCCCCGAGCAAGUCUUCACCUGGACGCAGAUGUGCGACAUUAGGGAUGUGAAGGUUGUCAUUCUGGGACAAGAUCCAUACCAUGGCCCUAACCAAGCUCAUGGGCUCUGUUUCAGUGUCCAGAAGCCUGUUCCACCUCCCCCCAGCUUAGAGAACAUUUACAAGGAAUUAUCUACGGAUAUCGAGGACUUCACUCAUCCUGGUCAUGGUGAUCUGACUGGCUGGGCCAAGCAAGGGGUGCUGCUGCUCAACGCUGUCCUCACGGUGCGGGCUCACCAGGCCACGUCCCACAAGGAGAGAGGCUGGGAGCAGUUCACGGAUGUUGUGGUGUCCUGGCUCAACAAGAACUUGCACGGGGUGGUCUUCAUGCUGUGGGGAGCCUAUGCCCAGAAGAAAGGCAGCUCCAUUGACAGGAAACGCCACCACGUCCUGCAGACCGUGCAUCCCUCGCCCCUCUCUGUCAAUAGAGGCUUCUUUGGCUGUCGACAUUUCUCCAAGACCAACGAGCUGCUCAAGAAAGCCGGGAAGAAGCCCAUUGACUGGAGAGCGCUCUGAGCUGUGCGCACACCCCACUGGGGUCUGAUGGCCCCUGCUCUGGGCUCGUCUUGUUCCUGGCGAGCUUCUGCUGACCUGGGAGUGAAUCCUUGGAUGUUGAGCAAAGAAGAAAGGACCAAACUGUCAGAAAUGUUGUAGUUUUAAAGGGUUCUUUUAUUUUCAAGAGCAUGCUGGUGUGUUGGAUGGUGACUUGUUGCCUAGUGUUAAGCAAAGAGUUGUAUAGUACUUUGUGUUCCUUGGUGUGAUGGGGAUGUCGGUUCCCCCAGGUCACACUGUUCAGCUGUUGUAAAUACCUUCUUGUGCUUCCUCCCACUGCAAACCCCAGUUUCCUGUUUGGGGAAUGGGGAGCUGGUGCCAUGGACAAAAGGCAGAUGCUUUUGGGCUUUAGCUUUUUGCUAUGGUGAGAUUUAGCCCCUUGGGGCUGUCAAGGCUGCUCCCUGUCAGAAGGGUUACUUGGUGUAUCCCUGCUGCCAAGAUUGGAGGGUGAAUACCCCCAGCAGCCAGGAGGAGACCGUGACAGAGGCUCUGGUGGUGCCCUGAGCUUUCUGUUGGCAUUUAGAGAGGAACCCCUAAGCUCUCCCGUUGUUCUGGGUGUGUUAGCACUGCUCUGACAGGCCACUUGUGAGGGCUGAACGCUGGUACCUGCUGGAGGCACCAGGUUUGUUCCAGCUGAUGGGGGCAGGAGAUCCUACAGCAGAGGGAGCUUUGUGCUUUGCCUGCAUAGGGGCAGACCCCAGGCACUGUUGGAGCCGUGGGGCUUCCAGGGGGAAGGCAAGGUUGGAAUUAGCAGUUCGGGGCUUCCAGUCCAUCUUUGUCUCCUUAGUUCCUUUAACUGAAGUGCCUUGUUUGGGAAUUACACCACUUCUUAUAGAAGACACCUGUAAGGCUUUUCCUUGGCAUUUC